Molecule: messenger RNA, 3934 nt
Organism: Leptopilina boulardi
Lineage: Eukaryota; Metazoa; Arthropoda; Insecta; Hymenoptera; Figitidae
Exons: 2
Coding region: 60-3122 (1020 amino acids)
Source: RefSeq, a predicted model, not a curated record
UGAAAAUCAUAAAACACAGUUUUUGUGUCUUUUUUCACGAGUCAAGAAAUGAAUGAAACAUGAAAAUAAAACCGAAGAAUAUCUUUUGGACGCUCUUUUCCUUGGCGUGCAUCAUCAUUGAAGCUGAUGUUAUACAUUUUAACACAAGCUCAAAGAAUUUGCACGAUGAACAACGAGAAAUAUCAAAAUUAUACUAUAAUAAUAAAACACUUUUAAUUAGUGGUUCACAAUUAAAAUUCUCCGAUAUACCAACAAAAGAGGAAAGAAUUAAAAAUUCAUUGCCAAUAAAAGGUGAAAUUAUAAAAUUUUUUGCCAAAGAACAAAUAAUUAUUGAUCGUGACAUAAAUGAAAUUGGUGAUGAAAUAAAUAUUGUAAUUAUUGCGCCAAUAUGUCAAGUGGAUGGUUUUAGGAUAAUAAAUUUAGACGGCACAUCCGGUAAAGUUCACGCGGUGACACAAGCAAAAAAUGGCACCAAUUAUAAUUUAAAUGGCGAAAAUGGUAAAUCAGGUAUUCAAGGUGGACGUGGUGGAAGUUUUUAUGGAAUUUGUCAAAUAUUCAUUAAUGUCGAGAAUCUUAUUAUUAAUGCCAAUGGUGGUAAUGGAAGUCCCGGUCAAAAUGGUGGUGAUGGCGUAAAUUUGGUGGAAAAUGGCACUGGAAUGAAGGAGAAUUGUCAAAAUGGCACUUUUGGCGAAAAUGAUAAUGUUUUAAAGGGAAAAUGUUAUAAUGACACUGACGAUGGUGGUAAUUGUAAAAAUGGCACAAUUGAAAUUGAAAAUGGCAAAAAUGUCAAAAAUGACAAUAAGGAAACUAUAAAAUGCCAAAAUACCGCAGAAAACAAUGCUAAUUGUAAAAAUGUCACUAAUGGUAAAUCUGACAAAAAUGGCACAAAUGGAACUAUUUCAGUUGUGUAUUGUAAAAAUGCCACUGACGGAUAUUUGAAUAAAACAAACGGAGUGGUGAAAUUCCAAAAUGGCACAAUGGAAAUAAAAAAUGGCACAAAUGGCAAAAAUGGCACUAAGGAAACUUUAAACAACGAAAACGAAAGAGAAAACGUUGAUUGUAAAAAUGGCACCAUCUACAACUCGUGUUUCGAAAAUGGCAAAAAUGGCACCGUAGGUGGAAAGGGGGGUGACGGUGGUCCCGGAGGUGCAGGAGGAAAAGGAGGUGAAAUUAUUGUAAUUAUUUUGGAAAAUUCGAAAAAUAUACCAAAAAUUUCCGUUUUGAAUGGAUCAAUUGGCGCUGCAGGUGAUGGUGGAAAAGGUGGGAAAGGGAAUUGUACUUCUAAAAUAGCUGCCGAUGGUGAUAACGGAAAUUCGGGUAAGAGUUUAUUAGAUUUCAAAUUCCUGUCCAAUAAAAGUGAUGAAUUCAAUUUUCUUCAAAUUGUAAAUGAUUUUAAAUUUUACUCACAAUGGCAUUUAAUUAAUUUUAAUGCAAAUAAUAAUUUUGAAAAAUUUUAUCACCUCUUCGUGAAGGAGAUGAAAAAUUACACUAAUAUUUUUGGAUUUAUCGAUGAAUUUUUGUAUUUGGAAAAAUUAUAUUUUCUUCACGACAAUAAAUCGAUUUUAAUUGAUUUUUAUCAAUCUCUUCAACAACGUUUGAGUAAUUUCUCAAAAAUGGAAUAUCGCGAUAUUUUGGAGAAAUUGGAAAAUAAUUUAACAACAAGAAUUUUAAAUAGAAAAUUGAUUACAAAUAAAACAAUGAAUAAUUUAAUUGAACUUAAGGAGAUGAUAAAAAUAAGAAAUAAAAUUUGUGAAAGAGUUAAUCAAACUAAAGAAAUUAUUACCAUAAAAAAUUUUCUCAAUUAUAAUUUUGUGAAAAUAAAAAAUUUCAUUUCACUUCAAAUUAAUGAGAAAUUGACAAAUUUUAUUGAUAAUGUCGAUGAAAAAAUUAUUAAUUUAAUUCAAAAUUGUGAAAAAAAUAAUAAAGAAUUGGAAAAAAAAUUACAAGAAAGAUUUUCAUUAGAAACAUUAUAUUUAACAACAAUUGCAGUUGAAUUUACAAUUCCAAUGAUUUUUGUUCUAUUCGUGAUAAAUUUGUAUAAUAAUUCAAUUGAUCAAAAAAUUCCAUUAAAUGUUGAGGAAUAUUAUGAUGAAAUUUAUAAACGUUAUGAAAAUUAUAUUUCCCAACGUGUUGUUAUUAUUAGAAAUCAUAUAAAUUUUGUUGAGGAGAAAAAAAAAUUUAUAAAUAACACAAAGGAAAAUAAAAACGAUGAACAAUUCAAGACACUCACAAUUGAAUUGGAAAAUUUUCUUAAAAAUCUCACGUCAUCGUAUUGGAUAAAGAAAGAGCCAUUUAAAUGGGAAAUUGAAAUUCUCAUGGAAGAAGAGAGGAAAUUGAAUUAUUAUUAUACUUUAUCUGAAAAUGACACCAGCAGCAGCAAUCAAUUAAAUAUUAUUGAAUAUUUAAAAUUAGAUUCAAAAUGUGGACAAAUUUUUGGUGAAUCGUAUAAAAAAUUUUUAAAUAAAGGAUUAAUUAAUGAAAUUCAAAAAAUUGUUAAUAAUUCAAAUUUCAAUUAUUUAGAAGAAAUACGAAAUAAAAUGUUACAUGAAAUAUUACCCGAUUUAAAUGAUUUGAGAAUUAAUUUUGGAAUGACUGAUGACAAUAUUAAAAUACCAUUGAAUAGUAAAAAAGUUAAAAUGAUGAUUUCCCUUGAUGGUUUAUUAAAUGGAAUUUAUUUUGAAAUUGGUUCAAUUGUUUAUCGUGAUUGGCAUAAUGGUAGUUAUGAUUUUUUUGGAAAUAAUUUACGUAAAACGAUUGAGGAUAUACGUGGUAUGAUAUCACAAUUAUUUAAACUUAGGAGAAUUUCAAAGGAUAGGGGAAAUUUUACCAGUGAUUUGAUGUUAAAUUAUAAAUUGUCAUUAUUGGAUUUGCAACAACAUAAUAAUUUCAUCAGGGAUUAUUAUUUGGAUGUUUUAUCGAAAUUCAAGGGAUAUGAUUUUUAUGAAGAGGAAAUUGUUAGGUUGCAAAAUAAUUCGAUAGUUAAUAGCGAGGAGAGGGAAUGGAUUGAAAUUUUGAAGAUGAAUCAAUUUUUUGAUUCGGAAAUUGAUAGAAUUGAUCGGAUCACUGAUCGAAUGGUAGAGGUGCUGGAGGAAGAAAAGAAGGGGAAUUUAAGUGGAAAUUAGGAGGAGAAAAUUUCUUUAUAGUGUAAUUAUGAAAAAUUUCCUUCGUUUUUUUUUUUUUUUGUAAUUUCCCAUUCCUUUUCAUUUAUCUCCUCUUGCUUCCUUUAGUGUUUCCUAAUUGAAAAUUCUCCUUCUCCUUAUCCUUAGGGAAAGGAAAUUCCUUCUCCUCCUUCUCCUUCUCCUUAGGGAGAGGAAAUUCCUUCUCCCUCUCCUUCUCCUUAGGGAGAGGAAAAUUCUUCUCCCUCUCCUUCUUCUAAGGGAGAGAAAAUUCCUUCUCCUUCUCCUUAGGGAGAGGAAAUUCCUUCUUCCUCUCCUUCUCCCAAGGGAGAAAAAAAUUCCUUCUUCUUCUCCUUAGGGAGAGGAAAUUCCUUCACAUUGGGGAGAGGGAAUUCCUUCUUCUUCUUUUUUUUAAAUUUGGAGAAUUAAACGAAUAGCCGACAAAACGAGUCAGAAUGAGAGGGUUGUUUUUUUCGGCCAAGGCAGGAGGAAUGGGAUAAAAAAAAGAGGAGAAGGAGGAGUAGGAAUUGGGACGUGAAGACUCGAUUGGAAAAUAGAAAUAGAGUAAAGUGCCGGCGGGUUAGAAUAAAAGAAAGGAUAGAGGAGGUGUUGGGAAGCAGUUACUUCCGUGAGGCAACAGAAUGCAAAACGAAUUUCCGAUACUUUCACAUUUAUUGGUGUCGAUUUCGCUUCAUAAAAGUAGAUACUUGGAGCUCUUUUUAAACUGACUUUUUCGAAAAGAAAAAAAAACAAAAAGCUCUUUUCAAAAUUGAUUGUGAAUAUUAUUACUUUUAAAUAAAGAAUUUUUUCUCUUAUCA